AUGGAAGCAGAAACAACAUUAAAUAUUGAACAAUUAGAAUUAAAAAAUGAAAAAUUAUUUGGUAAAUCAAAAUUAAAAAUUGAAAAUAAGAGAAUUGAACAUGUUAAAUUAAUUAAAUCUAAUGAUAUGAUAUUAUCUAAAAAUUUAUUACAAAAACAUGUUAAUUCUGAAAAAUUAAAAGAAAUAUCUGAUCGUUUAAUUACAUGUGAAUUAGAAUUAGAAGUUAAAUUACAAUAUUAUAAAAAUUAUAAAGAUGAAUAUUCAAAACAAUCAGAAAAAUUAGAACAAAUUUAUCAGAAAGAAUCUGAAUCUCUAAUUGAAUAUGAAGAACAAGUACAAAAAAUUAUACAAAUUGAUGAUACCAUUUGUAAAAUGUUAAAUCAUGAUAUUGAUGCUUUUAGAGAAUUAUUUAUGGAUGAUCCAAGAAAUUUACUCGAUCAACAAUUAGAUCAUCAUUUAGAUUUCAAUUCACCAUCUCUAUUAAAUAGUGUUACUACUGUUGGUUCUAUUGGUAAUAAUUUAUCAAAUACUGCUCAAUUAUAUGAUAUUACUGGUAAUAUUGGUCCAUUAACAAGUCAAUCUAUUAAUAAUAGUAAUAAUAAUAAUAGUAGUAAUAGUAGUGGUAGUAGUAGUAAUAGUAGUCAACAAAAUACAAGAAAUACCAUUUCAUUAUCUAAUGAAAAUGUUGAACCUGAAUAUUCAAGAAAACAAACCAUACUACCAACUAGAAGAAUGUUUAAUAGUGCUGCUGCACUUAAUUUAGGUAUAUUAGAUGGAUCAUCUAAUAGAGAUUCAUCACUUCCACUCAAACAAUUAAAAGAUACAUGUAAUCCAUACAUUCAACAAGCCUAUAAAGAAUUAAGAAGAAAGACAUUUACUUCUGCUACUACUACUUCUACUAAUACUUCUAAUAAUAAUAAUAAUACUACAAAUGCUGCUAUAUUAGAAAGUAAUGAUAAUGAUGAAGAAGUUGAAGUAUUUAAUACUCUAUAUAGAAUUAGACCCAAUAGAAAAUGGUACAUGAUGGAACCAAUUAAAAAAUUACCUAACAAAUAUAGUAUCGAUAGAUUAUUACAUGGUGAAAAUACACCACAAGAUAUUAUACCUAAAAUAUAUCCAUAUCCAGAUGAAUAUAAUGAUCCAGAUUUGUAUUAUGAUAAAAUAUCACAUCGAGAUGGUUUUUAUAAUGAAGAAGAAGAGGAAAUGUUUCAAAAUCAAUAUAAUGAUGAUGAUGAUGAAUUUAAAUCAUUUAAUAGAAAUUAUUCAAAUUAUUUUGAUUUACCUUCAAAUGUAGAUGAAUUAAGAACAAUGAUUAUUAAAUUACAAUUUGAAAAGGAAGAUAUGAGAAAUGAAAUAUCAAAAUUGAAACAACAAUUAUCAUCAAAUAAUUCAAAUAGUACUCCAUCCACUCCAUUCUCUACUACUCCUACUAAUAAUUCUAUUAUGAAUGAUUCAUUUAAUUCAUUACAACCUUUAACAACAAGUACAUCAUCUAAUAAUAAUAAUAUUACUAGUCCUAAUACUUUAUCAAUGCCUCAAUCAUCAUCAAAACAACCAAUUGAAUAUGUUGCCUCUGAUUUUAUUGAUGACUAUAUUGAAUAAUUUUGUAACAAUAAAUAAUAAUAUUUAAUAUUAAA
Messenger RNA from Naegleria gruberi, 1637 nucleotides. RefSeq lists its product as uncharacterized. The record is from RefSeq and is a predicted model, not a curated record. The transcript has a single exon. NCBI's taxonomy places the organism in Eukaryota, Heterolobosea, Eutetramitea, Acrasida, Naegleriidae. The coding region runs from base 1 to 1602 and encodes 533 amino acids.